Messenger RNA from Neoarius graeffei (lesser salmon catfish), 2271 nucleotides. RefSeq names its product protein phosphatase 1, regulatory subunit 15A (gene ppp1r15a). Bases 194 to 2125 code for a protein of 643 amino acids. The transcript has 3 exons. The record is from RefSeq and is a predicted model, not a curated record. Gene Ontology annotation, biological process: response to endoplasmic reticulum stress. Lineage: Eukaryota; Metazoa; Chordata; Actinopteri; Siluriformes; Ariidae. Gene Ontology annotation, molecular function: protein phosphatase regulator activity. Gene Ontology annotation, cellular component: protein phosphatase type 1 complex; endoplasmic reticulum.
CAAAUUAAACCAAAACACAGGCAGAUAUGGUCAUGAGCGGAUACAAGGCAACUCAUUUCUUCAUUAUGGCGCUUCUUCUUUUACAGAAAAUAAUGGCUGCUGUCGAUAAUUUCAACAUUUUCAGUAUUUUAGCCCGAAAGCUUCACUGGAGCGCUCGUCAGGCAACUGGUUGAACUGGUUUUGAUCACAGAGUAUGACUGUAAGGAACGUAUCUUCUACUGGUCUGCAUCGUCUAUCCAUUUGGUGGCCACCACAGUCAGUCAUGAACCAUACCUUCUCAGAGAAGCUUGAUCUUUGUCCUGGCAUGAUGAAGACAAGUGAGCGUCUGUCCCUCGGCUCCUGCAGUGGAAAGUCCAUCCAUUCUGUGUUGAACGUUUGCGUUCAUCUGUGUAAAGGCCUCAGGAAAGCCAUCCAUCACUGUAUGAGUGUUUUAGAGCUAUUGAGCAGAAAGCUGCUCUUGUGUACUAGAGAAACCGUGAUCAUGACUGAUCGGACUCUCGAGGUCCGAGACGGGCCUGAACAAGAGGCCUGCAACGGUGAAAUCAAAAUGGCCACGGUUUUUCAUCAGACUGUUAAUCCACAAAUGAAGGUGAUGAUCCAGGCUGAUCAACUUCUGCUCUCAGACUGGCUUGAAUGUCGGUCUGAAGAGGAUGAAAGUUAUGGUGGUGGUGGUGAUCAAACAGAAUGGCGUGAAGAUGACCACUCAGAUUGGUCAGGUGAGGAAGGUUUGACGUCUGCAGAGAGCAAACAGUUAUGGGAGUCCUUUAACGGUGAUCCCUAUAAGCCACUCUACUGCUUCUACCCUACUGAAGACCAAGUAAAUGCUUUGGGCAGUGAUCGUUGUGAUGGUGAUUAUGAAGAGGAAGAACCUGUUUUUCCUUGUCCUCGAGAGAAAGAUGAAAGAGAAUGUAGUGAAAAAGAGGAGACUGAUUGGUCAGACAAGGGACAUUUGGAGAUGUCCUCAGAGAACAGAGAGUUAUGGGAGUCCUUUGACCGUGAUCCCCAUAAUCCACUCUACUGCUUCUGCUCUACUGAAGACAAAGUAAGUGCUUCAGACAAUGUUCGUUGUGGUGAUGAAGAGGCGGAGGAACCUGUUCUUCCCUGUCCUCAAGAGAAAGACAAAACCGAAUGGAGUGAAGAUGAUGACUCUGAUUGGUCAGAUGAGGAAGAGCUAGAGAUGUCCUCAGAGAAUAGAGAGUUAUGGGAGUCCUUUAACAGGGGUCCCUAUAAUCCACUCCACUGCUUCUGCCCUACAGAAGACACAGUAACGGUUUCAGACAAUGAUUAUGAUUAUUAUGAAGAGGAGGAACCUGUUCUUCCUUGUCCUCAAGCGAAAGAUGAAAGAGACUGUAGUGAAAAAGAGGACUCGGAUUGGUCAGAUGGAGAUUUGGAGAUGUCUUCAGAGAAUAGAGAGCUAUGGGAGUCUUUCUUGAAUAACCACGAUCCCUACAAUCCACUCUACUAUUCCUGUCCUGCUGAAGACAAAGUAAAUACUUCAAGUAAUAGUCAUGAGGAUGAACUUGCCUGUCCUUGUCCACGAGAGAAAGAUGAAACGGAAUGGAGUGAAGAUGACUCUGAUUGGUCAGAUGAGGGAGAUCUAGAGAUGUCCUCAGAGAAUAGAGAGUUAUGGGAGUCCUUUAACAGUGAUCCCUAUAAUCCACUCCACUUCUCCUACCCUACUGGAGUCAAAAUAAAGGCAUCAGGGAGUCCCCAAAGCCACAUGCAUUCAAGCCCCACAGCCAGUGACACUGAGGAACACAAACCUGAACAGAGCACAAAGGAAAGAGCAAGGAAGGUGUGUUUCAGUGAUGAGGUAACCAUACACGACCUCGAGGCGUGGGACACCGCAAGCCAGGCAGCGCGAGACGGGUCAUGCUGGAUGGAGCUGGCGAGAGAUCGAGAGCGUUUCAAAAGGAGAGUAGAAAAAACUGGACAGACCAUCAGCCCAUGUCUUACAGCUCAGCACAGAGCUAAAGUUUUAGAUAGAUUAUUGAAGUAUUCCGAUGGCAAAACUAGUUAUGGCAGCCAUUUGUUUUUUAUGGUUUUGUUUUAUAUUGUGCUUUUUACAUUUACCUCAACGCACUCCAGUUACUGCACUGUGAUAAUUACUUUUUCUUGGUUCUAAGAGUGUGUUUAAGUUUUUAAUGUUGCACUGCACCACAGAAUUGUAUUCUUUAUAUAUUUUGUAUAUAAUGCACUCCUGAAUGUCCACUAUGUGGCUGUUGGGGUGAACUGGGAUGUCAAUAAACAUUACAUGACCUUUUUUUUAUA